UUGAUAAAGGUCCGGAAAUAUGAGCUUGGCUAAUGGCUUGGGAACAUGGCUUCUAUAGGGGAUGCUGAAUCCUGCUGUAAAAUAUUGCGUAGUCAUAAUUAUAAUGUUUCCCUAAUUCUUGACAGAAUAUUAAUUAGUGUAACCUGUAUUGUUGAGUACACAUAGUAACUUGUACUGGUAUGAUUCUAUUUCAGAUAGAGCAUCACAUGGUCAAGCUAUAAGUGUCUAGCUAGCUGUACAGUUAUACCCGCAGUGCAAUUACUUAGCAUCACCUCUACACUCUCAGGAAUAAGAUUAGUAGUCCUCAGUUUCAAGAUUUGUGGCUUUUAUGAUGACAACUGAAACAGAAAAUGAAUCAUCCAAGACCUCCUUGUCUCGCAGCCUGACCCCUACUCUUGAUACAACCUUGAGGCUGCCUCAUGUACCAUACAGCUUUCAAUGCCCUGCUCAGCUAUUAUUGCUCAAAUAUGCUCAGUUUCAGAAGCACUUUUCCCUCUACCACCAUUCUCUUGACAUCGCUGAAGAGCACUUCGAAAGAACAUUUCAACACCAGUUUCGAGAACAAGUAUUAGUCACGGGAUUCACUUUUGAUGGUCUGUUCUCUGAGAAUAACAACUGGAAGGAAGAUCUUUUACUCGCACUAAACGAUCUGUCUCCUAUCACUCUCUCCAAAUGUUGCUCGUCUGUUAUAGUGCACGAAGAAUACAACAAUGGAAAGUUGAAUUUAAUCGACAAAUUGGAUUUGGCUGAGCUGCUGAAUGGUCCAAAAACGAUUGUAUCAUGCAAAGACGCUGUCAGGUGUGGUGCUGCAACUUGUCGCUUCGAACUCACCUUCCCUUUUCCGUCUUUUCUGACCGGAGUUGAUAAUCUUUUGGGGCUACUACUCAUUGCUUUGUCGUCUCUCCUUCAACUACCAGACUGGUCAUGCGUAUCAUUCAGUGAUAUCCGAGAGUUUCUGUUACAGUUCCCCUUCUGGGUGCACGGUAAUUACGCCCAGGCAUUUUUGGAAACACGAGUUGAAAAUGUACUAGUUUGUGAGGAAUUUAAAGGAUUAAAGGUUGUGAAAGUAGACAACGGAGAGUCAUCACCGAAUGUGUUUUUGUGCUUCAAAGAUGGCGACUUUGUCACUAUCUCUGGUCUACUGAAAUGGUAUAGACGACAUCUGGUAAAGAGGGUUAUAGGCAUCUUGUCAAGUAUGGGCGACGUCACUUCUGGCAAACUGUCUAGUUUAUUAACUGGAAUACUUGGAUAGACAGAUUAGUUGUUGCAGUUAAAAAGCUCGUAGUUGGAUUGAUUUGUGUCAGAUUAUUUUAUUAUAUUUCACAUUGAUUUGAUAAAUUUGUAUGAUGUGAUUG
Messenger RNA from Halichondria panicea, 1355 nucleotides. RefSeq lists its product as uncharacterized. The transcript has a single exon. The record is from RefSeq and is a predicted model, not a curated record. NCBI's taxonomy places the organism in Eukaryota, Metazoa, Porifera, Demospongiae, Suberitida, Halichondriidae. Bases 329 to 1252 code for a protein of 307 amino acids.